Messenger RNA from Momordica charantia (bitter melon), 1180 nucleotides. Its product is annotated as transcription factor MYB102. The record is from RefSeq and is a predicted model, not a curated record. NCBI's taxonomy places the organism in Eukaryota, Viridiplantae, Streptophyta, Magnoliopsida, Cucurbitales, Cucurbitaceae.
UCAUUUUUCCACUUUCUGUAGCUGAAAGUGAAGCCAAAUUCGUAGUUGUACUUGUACAUAUAAACUGGGACCAUAAUUUUCUGCAGGGCCAUUGUUGUUUUGUUUGAAUAUACCCCAUGGGAAGAACACCUUGCUGUGAUAAAAAUGGGCUCAAGAAAGGCCCAUGGACGCCUGAAGAAGAUCAGAAACUCAUGGAUUAUAUUCAGAAAAAUGGACAUGGAAAUUGGAGGACUCUUCCCAAGAAUGCAGGGCUCCAAAGAUGUGGGAAGAGUUGUCGUUUGCGGUGGACUAAUUAUCUGAGGCCUGAUAUCAAACGAGGGAGAUUUUCAUUUGAGGAGGAAGAAACCAUCAUUCAACUCCACAGUGUUUUGGGCAACAAGUGGUCUGCAAUUGCGACUCAAUUACCAGGAAGAACCGACAACGAAAUAAAGAACUAUUGGAACACGCACAUAAGAAAGAGGCUUCUACGAAUGGGAAUUGACCCAGUGACACACAGCCCACGCCUUGAUCUUCUGGACUUGUCCUCAAUUUUACGCUCCACUCUCUACAACUCUUCACAAAUGAACCUUUCAAACUUGCUGGGAGUGCAGCCUUUGGUCAAUCCCGAGCUUCUUAAGUUGGCCGCCUCAUUAAUGUCUUCUGAUCAACGUAAAAGUCCAAGCUUUUCCCCUCAAAAUUCAUCGCACGCCAUUCAAUUUUCUCGUCCUCAGCUACAGCAAAUUAUGCAAGUUCCUAAUUUGCAAGAAAUUGUUCAAUAUCCCGAGGAAGCAACGACGCAGCUGGUGGAGCCAAUUGGAAGCGAAUUAAAUGAUCAAUGGCAAAGUGGUUCGAUUUUGCCAUCAAAUUUAAGCCAAGAAUGUGAUUUUGUUGAUCAUUUGCCGAGUUUUGAUUAUUGUGGACUGGAUCAUUCAUACGAAACGACGACGUUUGGUUCCCACAACKGCAACAAUAACCAGAACUUUAGUUUGGCUUCGGUUUUAUCUUCUCCUUCUUCGUCAAGCCCUACCCAGAUGAAUUCCAACUCUUCCACAUAUUUCACCAGUGCUACCGAAGACGAGAGAGAGAGUUAUUGCAGCCAGAUGUUGGAUUUCGAAAUUUCAGAUAUCUUUAAUGAAGGAUUCAUGUAAUGUGUAAUAUACGGUAGAAAAUCAAAUAAAUCCGCGGAAUUUAAUUUUGUGUC